AUGGUCCCCAAGGCUCUGGGCCUCACGCUGCUCUCGGCGCUUCGGAAGCGUCAAGAUGCAGCGUGCUCAGACUAUUGCCCCUUUGGCACCUUGACGGUUGGCCUCGCUCCGACAGAGACUGUUGUGCAGCAGCCUAUCCGUAUCUCGGGCUACUUCUCUACCGAUGGUCCUAUCACCUUGGCUCCCAACGUUGUGGCAACCGUAACUGGCGCACCGGGAGUCAUCGACACUGUAGUCACAAUUGCUACUAACAACGCCGCGACGAAUACCAUCACAAUUUGUCCUGGAAGCCAGUCCACCAGCAGCCCAUCUGGCAGUGCCACAGGAGGCUCUAGUCAGUCACCUUCCGGCACCAACACCGGAAGCCAGUCCACUGGUGGCCCAUCCAACACGGCCACUGGAGGUUCUACUCAGACGACAUCUGGCACCAACACUGGAGGUCAGUCAACUGGCGGUCCAUCUAGCACAGGCACCGGAGGCUCUAGUCAAUCAACUUCCGGCACCAACAGCGGAAGCUCUACCGGGUCACCAACCGACACCAACAGUGGGAGCCAGUCCACUGGCGGCCCAUCUAGCACUGGAGGCUCGACUGAGUCAACUUCCGGCACCGACACUGGAAGCUCAACCGAGACGACUGCCACCAACACUGGGGGCUCGACUCAGUCAACUUCCGGCACCAACACCUCUGGCACCAACACUGGGAGCUCAACCGAGACUACUGCCACCUCCGCAUCUGGGACGGACACUGGAAGCUCUACGGGGGUAACUGCCACAUCCACGGAGACUACGUCAUCCACAGGCUCUGCCUCUUCUACCUCUGGCACUGAGACUGGAAGCUCCUCUGGCACUGACACUGGCAGCUCGACCGCCACUGAUACCGGAAGCUCCUCUGCCACUGGUACUGGAAGCUCAACUGCCACUAACACUGGCAGCUCGACCGCCACUGAUACUGGAAGCUCUACUGGCAGUGCCUCUUCCACCGCUACUGACACUGGCAGCUCCUCUGUCACCGGUACUGGAAGCUCUACUGACACUGCCUCGUCUACUGGCACUGACACUGCCUCGUCUACUGGCACUGACACUGCCUCGUCUACUGGCACUGACACUGGAAGCUCCUCUGCCACCGACACUGGCAGCUCGACUGCCACUAACACUGGCAGCUCGACCGCCACUGAUACUGGAAGCUCUACUGGCAGUGCCUCUUCCACCUCUGCCACUGACACGGGAAGCUCUUCCACCUCUGCCACCGACACUGGAAGCUCUACUGGCACUGCCUCUUCCACUGCCACCGACACUGGUAGCUCUACUGCCACUACCUCUGGUACUGGAAGCUCUACUGGGACUACUUCAGCUACCAGCAGUGACCAGUCGACUACUGCAGCCACUAGCAGCGACCAGUCGACCACCACAGCUCCCAGCAGUGACCAGUCGACCACUACGACUGCCACCUCUACCACGAGCUGUGUCACUGCUCUGCCAACUGUCUGUGCCACGACCCUACCUCAGGCCUGCCAGGCGCUCGGCAGUGUCAGCGGGCUUGCGCUUGUUCCUCUGGUUCCUCUCUGCACCACUGCCCUCGGUGCCUAUGCUACCGUCGGAGAUAUCGCGACGUGCCUGUCUGCCAGCAUCACCUUGACCACCUCCGGAGCGAACCUUGUCGCUUGCCUCAACGCAGCCACGCCAAGCAUUUGCAUCUCCCAGCUUCCGUCCGCGUGUCUCGCCAUCGGAACCGAUCCCAUCACCCAGGUGCCGCAGGAUGUCGUUGCUUGCACCGCAGCCCUCGGCCCGUUUGCCGUUGGUGCGGCUCUCAACUGUCUCCAGCAGACCAUCCAAAACCCCCUGUCCAUCCUGACGUGUCUGCGAUCGAGCAUUGGACUGGGAGACCCGGCUCAGCAGAUUUGCACGUCGGCUCCGGCCUCGUCGACCAUCGUGACGACGCCGGCUAGCACCGCGACUGAUACGUCGUCGUCUAGUGCCAGCGCUACUACGUCUGAGACCAACACGUCAACGGAUGCAUCCUCUAGUGAGACCAACACUUCAACCGGAGCAACGUCCACCAGUGAGACCAACACCUCGACGGGUUCAUCCACUACUAGUGACAGUAGCAGCUCGACAGAGGCAACGUCCUCGACGGGAACUUCUAGCAGUGAGACCAGCACCUCGACAGGAGCGUCCACCACUGACACUAGCACCUCGACUGCGGCCACGUCUACGACGGAAACUUCCUCAACAGGGACUUCCAGUAGUGACACUUCCAGUAGUGAGACCAACACGUCGAGCGCAACAUCCACUAGUGACACGAGCUCCUCCACCGGAGCUUCCUCUACAGGGUCUUCCACUAGUGAGACCAGCAGUUCAACUGAGUCUUCCACUAGCCAGAGCAGCAGCACUCUCACAACCAUCACCAACACCGGGACUACAACCACUACCACUCCUACUACUACUACUUCUACCACCACGAGCAGCAGCUGCGUACCAACCACCCAGGCGCCAGUCUGUGCCACGGGACUCCCCGCGCCAUGUGCUGCUCUCAGCUCUGCCAAUGGCCUCACUCUGAUUCCCCUGGUCCCCCUCUGCGCCGCCACUCUCGCCGGUCUUGGCACCACUCAGACCGCAGCAUGCCUGGCCACCACCAUCACCUUCACGACCAUUGGUGCCGACAUCGUCGCCUGUCUCAACCAGGCCAUCACCUCGGUCUGCAUCACCUCGCUGCCUCAGGCUUGUCUUGACAUCCCUACCGCCCCUGCCGUCAACCUCCCUGGCGAUGUUGCCGCCUGCACCACGGCCCUUGGCCCCUUCGCCAUCAACGCUGCCGCCACGUGUCUCACCACGGCCAUCACUGAUCCCUUGAACGUCCUGUCGUGCCUGCAAACGGCCAUCGGCCUCGGAGAUGGUAGCGGAGGAUGCCCUACGUCGUCGAUAAACACGACGCCCGUAUCAACCGCGGCGACCACGAGCUCCACCACUUCCGCUGCGGCGACCUCGUUGACUGACACCACGAGCUCGUCGACGGACACCACGAGCCCUACCGCUUCCAGUGCAACGAGCUCUUCGACAGAUGCUACGAGCUCUACUACUUCUAGUGAUACCAGCUCGACCACGGAUUCCACCAGCUCUCCCACUUCUAGUGCAACGACGACAGACACUACGAGCUCCACCACUUCUAGUGAUACCAGCUCGGCCACGGAUUCUACCAGCUCCACCACUUCUAGUGCAACGAGCUCGACUACUGACUCUACGAGCUCUACCACUUCUAGUGAGACGAGCUCCUCAACAGACACUACGAGCUCGACCACGUCCAGCGAGCCCAGCUCGUCGACGGACGCCACAAGCUCCGCCACGUCUACCGAUACCAGCUCGUCAACGGAUUCCACAACCUCUACCGCCAGCUCGACCAGCUCGUCGACGGAUACCACAACCUCUUCCACUCCAAGCUCAACUGGCUCGUCAACAGACACUACAAGCUCUACCGCUUCCAGCACGAGCUCGACCUCUUCUUCCAGCUCUACCACUUCCAGCAGCUCGUCGACUACCACAUCGCCAACUACCACAACCACCACCACUACCACAACGACGAGCUCUACUAGCUGUAUCCCCACCACCACCGGCCCAGCCCCGUCUGCAUGUGUGACCGCUGUCCCCGCCGCCUGCGCAGCCAUCGGUAGCCUCAAUGGCCUGGCGAUCGUGCCCGCUCUCGCCGGAUGCACCCUCGCUCUCGGACCGUACGCCGUCGGAAACACCGCCACCUGCCUGGCCACGACCGCCAUCGGCUUCACCACCAAGGGCUCCGACGUCGUCAACUGCGUCCUCAACUCCCUCAAGAGCCGCUGCAUCACCACGCUGCCAUCCGCGUGCACCAAGCUGUCCACCGAGUCCGGCCUCGCGCUCAUCCCCGACGCCGCCCUCUGCGUGACCGCCCUCGGCCCCUUCGCCGUCGGCACCGCCCUCACCUGCCUCGCCACGUCCUCCAUCACCAGCUCCACCACCGGCACCGGCAUCGUCACCUGCCUGGAGACCGCGCUCGGCCUGCAGGCUCCCACGCCGACCAGCGGCGCCGCAUUCUGCACGCCGACGAGCACCACCGCGCCGAGCUGCUCCGUGGCGCUGCCCUCCGCGUGCCAGAGCAUCGGGACCACCAACGGCCUUGCGCUCCUGACCCAGAUCCCUCUCUGCGUCACCGCUCUCGGAGCGUUCGGCAUCGGCAACGCGGCGCAGUGUCUCGUGACGACCGACAUCUCUAUCAGCUCCGUGGGCUCCAACGUCCUCAACUGCCUCACGACCGCGCUUCAGGCGCAGUGCCCGAGAGCGCUGCCCGCGGCCUGUUCCAACCUCGCUACUGACAACGCUGCCCAGCUGGUGGUUGACAUCCCGCUCUGCACGGUCGCACUUGGACCGUAUGCUGCCGGCGAUGCGCUGAUAUGUCUCUCGACAAGUGGCUUAACCGGGCCGCAGAUUGUUUCAUGCUUAGACAAUGCGCUGGGUAUUGUGGUUUAA
Cordyceps fumosorosea ARSEF 2679 is the source of this 4494-nucleotide messenger RNA. RefSeq lists its product as hypothetical. The record is from RefSeq and is a predicted model, not a curated record. The transcript is spliced from 2 exons. NCBI's taxonomy places the organism in Eukaryota, Fungi, Ascomycota, Sordariomycetes, Hypocreales, Cordycipitaceae. The coding region runs from base 1 to 4494 and encodes 1497 amino acids.